UGCUGUACAUGGCCGGCCAAAUACUGUCAACAUCACUCACGACUGUACUAGCUACAUUUAGGCCGGAUUUAAAAUCCACCCAGGGUUUCUGCUGCUGGUGCUUCGGAUGUCCAAGUACAAACUCUUUCUGCUGAGGCAUGGGGAGGGGGCCUGGAACAAAGAGAACCGUUUCUGCAGCUGGGUCGACCAGAAGCUGAGCCCGGAUGGGGUGAAGGAGGCCCAGGACUGUGGUCGGCUCCUGAAAGAGCAGGGCUUCAAGUUCGACUUAGUAUUCACUUCCAUACUCAGCCGCUCCAUCCAGACAGCAUGGCUGGUGCUGGAAGCAAUGGGUCAGGAGUGGGUCCCUGUUGUGAAGUCCUGGAGACUGAAUGAGCGCCACUAUGGUGCCCUGAUUGGCCUGAACCGCGCGGAGAUGGCUUUACAACAUGGAGAGGAAAAGGUGAAAUUGUGGAGAAGGAGCUACGACAUCACGCCACCACCGAUUGAUGAAUCCCACCCUUACUUCCUGGAAAUCUACAACGACCGCAGAUACACCACUUGUGAUGUGCCAAAGGAGAAGCUUCCCCGAGCAGAGAGCCUGAAGGAGGUGUUGGACAGGCUGCUACCAUACUGGGACAGCACUGUGGUGCCAGAGAUAAAGGGAGGCAGGACUGUGCUCAUUUCUGCACAUGGAAACAGCUGCAGGGCUCUGCUGAAACACCUGGAAGGUAUAUCGGAUGAGGAUAUUGCCAGCGUGACUUUACCUACAGGGAUACCUGUGCUGCUCGAGCUGGACGAAAACCUCAAGCCUGUAAAACCUCGACAGCUCCUGGGAGACCAGGCAAAGAUCCAAGCAGCAAUAAAAAAGGUGGAGGACCAGGGAAAAGCUAAACCGUCUACUUGAAUAUGCUAAACUGGCUGUAAGGCUUAAUAUAGUUCUGUACUGGUUGCCUGUGCGCACUUUUUAUAGGCAAAAUUAAAACUCUUGAAAAGACUCAAAUAAUAAUAAUAUAACAUCAGACAAUAACAAAUAACAAAUUGUUGUUAAUCAGAUUUAAAAGGAUAGCUGUGAAGUUGCCGUAUGUGUAAUAGUGGCCUAACCGGGAGACAGAAAGUGUGUCACAGGUCAGACUGGUCCGACAGGAGCUGGAGGAAGUACUGUAAACGUUUUGGUACUGUGUUGAGUUGUUUUAUGUGUAAGCACUGAUUUUUAAGCUAACUGUCCCUGCUUAUGCCUGUAUGGUGAUCCUUAUGGGGUUAUUUAUUUAUUUACUUACUGACUCCAACUGGCAGAUUAAUAGUAAUGUGGCAAAGAUGGAAAAUCUUGAAAUAUAUUAUAUGCAUAAAGAAAAACAGAGUCUUAAAAGAUUUUUUUCUGUUACAUGGAUAAGCUUUAGGAAUAUUUCCCUUGCAAUUAAAAGGUAUAUUAUGCAGGAUUGUCAGUUACCAAAUUUAAUCUCAUUUGGUGUAUUGUCUUGCUAAUUUUUGCCUUUCUUGUCAGCGUUGUGUCUCUUGGAUGUCUGCUGCUUAUGAUCUGGCACCUGGUUGCUAUGCUAUGUUUUUAUAGUGUCCCGACUUCACCUGAGCACUGUGAGGGCACACGCUCAUAAAUAUCCCAAACACAGAAAAUAAGAAAAUACAGUCAGAGGGCAGAGUCUCUGCAGAAAAAUAGUGAUGAUUGAGGGGAUUGCUUCUGUAUGAGUGUUUUUGAGGAAAAUCCUGCAUAGUAUAUCUUUAAAUGUGUGCCUUCAGUAUUAACCUAAUGCUCAAGUCAGCUACUUUAUUAAAAAAAAGCUUAUUGUAAGAAGAGCAUCAAACAGGUCAUUGAGUGAUUUUAUUACAAAAUAAAAGCACUGCAUUAACAAAUCUUACCUCAUAGAAACUGAUAGCCAGCCCAUUCAUAACAAGAAUGGGGUUAUUGUGAGUCACAGAAAUGCUGUAGAUAUGCAACGCCACUGAAAUCAUCUAUUAUCCCUCGUAUUUGAGUUACUCAUACUUUUAAACUGCCUACUCAGUGAGAGUAAGACAGCUGAAGUUGUUUUUCUCUGAGGUUUACACAGUACAUUUACUCUGUUGUGUUGAAAACACUGUGGCUAUUUGGUAUGAUAACUGGUUCAUGCUUUGCACUUUUUGAGGGUAUUUUGUGAGGAUUUUUUUUUGUUGAACCCCUUAUUACUUCGAUGCAACUACUGUAAAUGGUAAAUACCAUUAUUUUUGGAUAAAUAGGAGUUGAAUUGUUAAACACAAGCACUAUUGGUUUUCAUUUUAAAUUCUAAAUUAUAAUACAUGUGCAAUGUUGCUUAUGUUAUGCUAAUAACAGGCUUGAAAAAGUUACAAAGUCAUCUUUUGAGUGUGCCCAUUAUGUCUUGUAACAGCACUGUCUUUCUCGUAUGUUACUGCUGUGUGUGACACAGGCUACUUCAUUGUAUGUUGUAUUUUGUCUCUUUUUUGUAGGUGCAUCAUUUGUUUUGCUUGUGUUUUGUUGUGUUUCUCAGCCAGUGUUAUUUUGUACACUGGUCUGUUAGAUCAACAGGGGAAAUGGGAUAGGUUAAGAACAAGCCCUUUUAGAUACCUAAGAGUAGAAAGCUGAUGUAUUUGUAAUGUCAUGUCAGAUGGUUCAAAUUCUUCCCUGCUGUUCACAUCUCACCAUUUGAGAGUCUGCAUGAUGAAAUAAAAGGGAAUUUAAAUUUUCCUAAAAAUU
Molecule: messenger RNA, 2680 nt
Organism: Plectropomus leopardus (leopard coralgrouper)
Lineage: Eukaryota; Metazoa; Chordata; Actinopteri; Perciformes; Serranidae
Gene: bpgm
Product: 2,3-bisphosphoglycerate mutase
Biological process (GO): glycolytic process
Molecular function (GO): intramolecular phosphotransferase activity
Source: RefSeq, a predicted model, not a curated record